Messenger RNA from Fundulus heteroclitus (mummichog), 2676 nucleotides. Its product is annotated as zinc finger CCHC domain-containing protein 18-like. The transcript has 2 exons. Bases 559 to 2196 code for a protein of 545 amino acids. The record is from RefSeq and is a predicted model, not a curated record. Lineage: Eukaryota; Metazoa; Chordata; Actinopteri; Cyprinodontiformes; Fundulidae. Gene Ontology annotation, molecular function: nucleic acid binding; zinc ion binding.
UGCAUCUGAAAUCUUUAAUCCUAUUGAUUUGAUUGCUGGGUGAGUUUAUUUGAUAUCGGUAUUUUUUCUUGUGGUAUUUCUGCUUGAUUGCUCAUUAGAGCGUUGUUUUAUUAGAAGCAUUGUUUACCUGGACCGUCGCUGGGAUUCUGUCAGAGCUGAUUGUGGCUAAGUACACCUCACUCUCUUUGAAAAGGUCGGGUUUUUUUUUUCCCCUGUUGGAUCAGAUCCUCAUCUGGAUCUGAAGAUGGCGAGCUAGGAAUGGACUAUGGACUUUAUAAUUUUGAAAUUAAUUUGUUUUGAGUUAAUUCUCUUCUGUCUUUUGUGUUGCUAUAAUUGUCUGUUUUUAUCCAAUCACCUAAAAUAUAUCUACCAAACCUAAAAGCACAGCCUCCUGUUUUUUCCACACCUCAGGCUCCUUACAAGGACACUCUUCUGAUGCUGCUUUUGUAGCCGCAGUUAGCUGCCUAGCCCAUAAGUGUUACAUUACUUUGGCGAGCUAGCCAGGAGCCUGAUACUGUGAAAGUUUUGGUGGAUGUGUUUUGUGGGUUGUAUUGAAAUAUGGAUUUCUUUGACCAAAUUGGUAUCAAUGUUGCUCAUUCUGUCAUCAUUAGUGGUGUAACGAACACUCAAGCAGAUGAUGAGAUCACUGAUUAUUUACGUAGUUAUGGUGAAAUUAAGGUUUUUCCUGUUACUGCACGUGAAAGUCCAUUUUAUAAAAACCUGGCCGUUGAAUUCAUUAAUUCUGCAGAUUUGGAAAAGCUAAAAUCGCUUUUACCCUAUGUUUACCCAUCUCAGGUUGCAGAAGAUGUUAUAUUUGUUGUUAAAUUACUUUCAAGAGAGUGCCCUGCCACAGCCACAGUGGACACGACCCUACCUCCCGAUUACCUCCAUGUACUGAAACGUAUUUCCCAGCAGAGUGGACAAUCAUUUGAUGACGUUUUGAGAGGAGCUUUUGGACAAAUAAGUGCUCAUUUAGGAAUAGUGGCUACUGGAGGGGAGCCUGAUGAGGAUGAUGGAGGGGAUGGUGAUGAGGAGGAUACUGUUGAAAUACUUGCCACUGGAAAAGAGUCUAGUCAGACUCAGUCAUCUGCUCUUCCCUCAGACCAAUCAGAUCAGUCCACCACCUACCAGCAGGGACCACAAACUCAACCAAAUCCAACUACAAAUGUGGGGCCGAGAAGUUUCCUCUCGGGGAAUGAUCUGAAUCCUCCCGGCAUUCAAAGGGUUGUAGUUGAACACAUUGUGCGCAGAGAUGAUGUUAAUCUUCAACCUCUGGCUUCAUUUAGACUACGUGUUUUUUCAGGAAGACUUCCAAAACCUCAGCAUGAGGCAGAUUAUGAGUCCUGGAGGUCUCAAGUAGAACUUUUAAAUGCAGAUCCAAGUCUUGCACCUUUACAUGUUACAAGGCGCAUUUUGGAAGGGUUGCUCCCUCCAGCUGCUGACCUAGUGAAGGGUUUGGGCCCUGAUGCCCUGCCUGCAACAUUUUUGCAGGUACUUGAUUCUGCAUAUGCCACUGUUGAGGACGGAGAGGAAUUGUUUGCAAAAUUUUUAAACACGCUUCAGGACCAUGGGGAACGACCAUCUUCUUAUCUGCAGAGACUCCAGUUGGCUCUCAGCACAGUGGUGAAGCGUGGUGGGAUUCCAGCUACUGACAUGGACAAAUAUUUGUUAAAACAAUUUUGUAGAGGUUGCUGGGAUAACAGCAUGAUAAACAAACUGCAACUAGAAAAGAAAAAAGACCAACCACCUCCUUUUUCAGAGCUUUUGUUAACACUUAGAAUAGAAGAGGAUAGACAGUUGGCAAAAGAGAUGUUAAUGAAAAAACAUAUCCCAUCAGUCAAGCAUCGUGUCAAUGUACAAGCUCACACUACCAGUGCAUGUUCAUGUGGCCAUCUAUCAGACUUGGGUGCUAUUGAAGAUUUGAGAAAGCAAAUGCUGAAGCUGCAGAGUCAAAUGUCAGCCUUGCUGUCUAAGGACUCCAAUUCUGCUAAACCAGAAAAUCAGCUGAAAAAACAGAAACCAAAACCUGGCCAAACCAGUAGUAGGCCAAAGCCCUGGUUCUGUUUCAAGUGUGGACAGGAUGGUCACAUUGCUCCUAACUGUUCCAGUCAGCCAAAUUCCAGCCUGGUUGAAGAAAAACGCCGCCUGCUUCAACACAAACAGCAGUCCUGGGAGAAAAGUAAACCAUCAAACUAGAAGCAGUUUUCACUGAGGGACAAGUGGGAGCUGCAGCCAGUGAAUGUCCCCACACUAAAGACUCAUCUUCAUAUUUUCCAUUACCUAAAGGAUUAGUGGGCACAAGGAGUACUGGUGAGGUGAAGAUUAAAGGGAUCAAGUUUCAUUGCCUCUUGGACACAGGUUCUCAAGUCACCACAAUUUCACAUUCCUUCUAUAACACCCAUCUAUCGGAUCACAAAAUAAAACCAAUAAAUGAUCUUUUGGAGAUAGAAGGCGCAAAUGGUCAGAGGGUGCCUUAUAUUGGAUAUGUGGAACUCUGUUUGACAUUUCCCCCUGAGUUCAUAGGAGAAGAGAGGGAUAUAAACACUUUGGCCUUGGUUGUUCCAGACCUGCGAUCAUCACAACCCUCUGUUCUGAUUGGCACCAACACUUUGGACGUUGUGUACAACCAGUGCUGUCAGUCACAGUCUAAGUUUCAUCCUGUGCCUUUUGGAUAUA